UCCAGAAGAGAUCGGUUCUAGUCCUCAAAACAAAGUCUCUCCCCCAAGUCUCGCACACUGUUGGUAUUAUUUUUAGCACUUUCACCCGACCCGAGCCACAAGUUGGUCCAGCGAGCAAUAACACAGAAUUAGGUAGAAGCCACCCAGCAGCCUGGGGGAAGGAAGUUGUGUGCUGCUGGAAAGUGGUCAUUACCGCAAAUCAAUUCAGUCCCAUAAAACAAUCCUCUUCCGUUUCAACCACGGAGACGAUAGAUUUUUUCCAAACACAUCCGACAGACUGAGAUGUUGCAAAAGUAGGGAAGCAAAGGAAGAGCAAGAGUUGUAUCGAAAUUGGAGUGGUGGGCGUGCUUAACUCGAACCACAGUAAUUUUUUGUCUUUGGACCAAGUGGACUCUUAUGAGGAUUUAUUAGCUAUUUCACCCCUAUAUUUCUUCCUUUUCUUGUCACACGGCUAAAACCAAAGUUUCCACAAAACUGUCAACCUCCUCAAUUUCUGUUCCAGUAAUAAACGUAGGAAACCCAUAAAACUUGAAAAAUACUUUUAUCUGUACGGGUUAACGUUUUUCUACAUUUCGAUAUUAAAUACUGCACUCUCAAGAUCACCUAUCUACAUACCUACACAUUUUUUUUAAACAUAAAUUUAAUCCAAUUCUGCUUAAAUCUGCUAGAAGAAUUUCAUAUAUGUGACACAUUUUAUUUAUUUUAAUGUAUUUGUAAGGAGUCAGUUGCCGUACAAUCUCAUUGUCAUAAGUUAGCACAAGAGCAUCUUAACAAAAAACUCGUACUUUGCCGACUUGAUUUCUGGGUCGCUGACUGACCAACAAACAACCAACACAUUCAUCACAUCCGUUCAUCUCGAAAAGAACAGAGUCGCAAACUUGGUUGUUUGAACACAUAAAAGUGUGCUGGGCUACAUUUUGUCAUUUGAGGACAAUACAGAGAACAGUUGGGAGCAAAACUUGUCGCAGUUUGCUUUGGAGAGCAGGUGGUCAUUGUGGACAACAAUCUGCAAGAGGCCGACCCCAGAGACUCUCUUUUACAUACGCUGCGCUGCUGCUGGUAGCUUGACGGACGACCCCAAUUCAACCUUUCUCGUGGUUCAACAAGCUCACAUCCGGUUGCAUACUACUUAAUAUCAAGAAAAUUGUUUCCUGUUGAUCAACCCACUUCCAAGAUGAAUACGUCGGAAUUAUAUCCCGACCACCUGUACUUCGAAAGCCCCGAAGCUCAUGCAAACUGCAGCCGUUUGCUGAUAUCGAUGGGUCACAAUGACACCUCCCUGAGUGAAAUAGAGAACCCGUGUCUGUAUCUCUGGAACACGAGAAUGUUGGACACCAUGGGAGUCGGGGGUGUAGAUGGUGCCGAGUUCCACAUGUUCACAACUUGGUGGCCCCAACUCCUUGUCCAAUGUCUGUACGGAAUCGUAUGUCUAAUUGGAUUGGCUGGAAAUACUCUCGUCAUCUACGUUGUGGUUCGGUUUUCCAAAAUGCAGACCGUAACAAAUCUCUACAUUGUUAACCUCGCAAUUGCUGACGAAUGUUUCUUGGUGGGAAUUCCAUUUCUGAUGACCACGGCUACACUUGGCUAUUGGCCAUUUGGAAAUAUAGUUUGCAAGGCUUACUUUACCAGCACGAGUAUCAACCAAAUAACAAGCUCCAUGUUUCUUCUUAUCAUGUCUGCUGAUCGAUAUUUGGCAGUGUGUCAUCCUAUCAGCGCACCCAAAUGGAGAACCCCUCUCAUUGCGAAGACCGUGGCCCUGACCGCUUGGACUCUCUCCGCGCUUUUGAUGGUGCCAAUCUUUAUGUACGCCAACACUCUGGAAAUCGAUAACAAGGUGAACUGUAACAUUUUCUGGCCAGAAUCAGGGUCCCUGAACAUGAGUGGAGAAAUGAUCUUCAUAAUCUACUCAUUUGUGCUCGGAUUCGCAAUUCCUUUGUUUCUCAUAUUAGUAUUCUAUAUUCUCGUGAUUCGUCGACUCCGAUCCGUGGGCCCAAGGAGGCAGUUAAACCAAAGUCCUAACGUGACCAAAACUCAGACGGACAAUCAACAAGCACAGCAACAAAGCACUCGAACCAAGGAAAGGAAAAAAUCGCAUAGAAAAGUUACGAAACUUGUCCUCACGGUUAUUACAGUCUACUUUCUGUGCUGGGCUCCAUAUUGGGGAUCACAGUUAUCACUUAUUUUCAUGGCGCAUGAAUCCAGUCAUUCGGGAACGGUAUUGAUUAUAUUCCUUCUAGCGGGUUGUCUCUCCUACAGUAAUUCGACGAUGAAUCCAAUCCUCUACGGUUUUUUAUCCAGCAAUUUUAAGAAGAGCUUCAAGAAAGCAUGCAGCUGUGCAUCCCGCAAGGAAAUAAAUGCGACUCUGAACCCGGAAAAUUCUGUAUUUCCACGAAGGAAGAGUCAGUCGUCUGGUCACCGGCCGAGAAAGUGCAGUGCACCUCUGACCUCGGCCACUUAUGCGGGGACGACCCUGGAGACGACGACGAUGACGACUCGGAGCAGUAUGCUGCCCUCCCCACAUCACCAACCACUCCCACCCCUCCAACAUCACGUCAUUCCCGACGUGGACGAGUCCUCCUCUGAAAACAACGUGAUGACUGCUGUACUCAUCAACAAUGGCCCAUCGUCGUCAGCCACCCAAAUCGUCCCCCCCACCCCCACAGUCCACAUCACCAUCAAUGAUCACUUUGUCCCCGAUGACAACUUCCGCAUUAGGAGACCAGUGGCUUCUGUCCUCUAUUCGGGAAAUGGCAAGAGUUCCAACACGAUUGGAACAGUUAAUGAAACAUUCGUGCAAGAUAAUGGCGUUGUUGUAACGGUGUUGUAAGAGAGGAUCACAUGAAAGUCAUCCGUGUUAUUAUGCAUACUCUGAGGAUUUUCAGGAGCAUUUUGUUCUACAUGCAUAUGUACGAUGGUAGUUAUUUAAAUUUAUCUACGUGCACGGUGUGCAAAUAAUUGGAUCCGUUGGCAAAUGUCAAACUGGCAACAUGAUUAUUUUGGAGACAUGACUAAAAUGAACAACAAAAAUACCGACGUACAUGAGUAUUGUUCAAAAUUGAAUGCGUCAGCUCCAGCCACAAUCUUGUCUGACUGACAUUUCUCCCAAUAAAAGAAGCCACAUUUCCGCAUAUAUUCCCAGAUUGUAUUGCAUAUUGGGAGAAAUUCAAAUGGAAUAUUUCAUAUGGGUUCUUCGCUUACUGCAUCUAAAUAAGAUAAAUCCCACUCCAUAGUUCAAUGUCAUGUACAUAAUGCAUGCGCGGUCUGAAAGGUAAGAUGAUAUUUUGAUUUACAAACUCGAAUAAUCAGUCAGAAUGAUUUAAGAAUGUAAUUUAUGUAAACAAUUUAACAAAUGUAAAAUGCAGGGCUUAGAUUUUUGUCAACUAUAAAAUAUGUAUGUGUUCUUGACCUUCUUGAUGUAAUUUUCAACCAAUCUGAUUGUAAAAUUGAAGAAAUGAAAGAUAUGAAUGAGUACCAUCCAUAAUUUUCCAAUAGUAUGUAACAUUUAAAAAAAAAUAUAUUAACACCGUCGCAACAUUUGUGACCUGUAAGUUGUGAUUUUCUCGUAUAAUUCAAUAUUUAUCUUUAAUAUUUUAAAAUGCAUUUAUUUUGUUAAUUUCAUGAGAAAAAUAUACUGGGUUCUCGUCAAUCGACGAGUUUACGUGUUCUGCUUGAAUACAUGGGAUUAUUUAUUGUGAAUGGUGAUGAUUUAUUUACAAAAUUAUGAAUAGUUUUAAGCACAAAUGAAUAUUAAACUUCUCUGUAUUCCA
Folsomia candida is the source of this 3767-nucleotide messenger RNA. Its product is annotated as somatostatin receptor type 5. NCBI's taxonomy places the organism in Eukaryota, Metazoa, Arthropoda, Collembola, Entomobryomorpha, Isotomidae. Gene Ontology annotation, biological process: G protein-coupled receptor signaling pathway. Gene Ontology annotation, cellular component: neuron projection; membrane. The record is from RefSeq and is a predicted model, not a curated record. Bases 1175 to 2827 code for a protein of 550 amino acids. The transcript is spliced from 15 exons. Gene Ontology annotation, molecular function: somatostatin receptor activity; peptide binding.